Messenger RNA from Triticum turgidum subsp. durum (durum wheat), 702 nucleotides. The record is from the annotation of a GenBank genome assembly. Lineage: Eukaryota; Viridiplantae; Streptophyta; Magnoliopsida; Poales; Poaceae.
AUGGAAUUGGUCGAGCUACGCACGACAUCUUUGGCUGAGGCAAUGUUUGACAAGCUUGAGCUCCCAAGACCAGUUUACCAUGUGCAUAUGCUUGAGCAAGGCGGAUAUAGGGCACAGAUUGAGUUUCACCAUACCAGAGAGCGUUAUAAUGCUUCCGCACGCCGGACUAAAUUGUUGAGCCAUACAUGUGUUAGCAGAGAGGCAGCAAUGGAUCAGGCAGCCGAUCAAGCAAUUACAUACAUGGAAAAUAAUGAAAACAAGGUUCUUGCUGAUUAUAACUACUAUCGGCUGCAACAAGAAAAACAAUCUUGUGCAAGGCUUUCAGAUACCUUGUCAGAGAGAACGAAAGAAGUCAACCAGCGCAACCAGACCAUCAUACAGAUGACUAAAGAGGCGUCCAAUUAUCUGGAAGAAGUGCAUGCUGCAUCAGACAAGAUCCAUGGUCUUGCUGCCACUGCCUUAGACCCUGCUGCCAGCCUGUCUCUUUCCACUCUAAAACAAACUAUUUUGGCGAUUCAAGAUUCACUUGUUGCUCUUCAAAGCACUACCGCCGCUGCACGUGCCUCCCUAGAGGAAAAGGGCAUGUACUCAGAGGAUGAUGUGGCUCAACCAACCUACGAUGGGCUUUCUGAUGAAGAGACCGAUGAAGAUUGCCAUCAAGACAUGGAUGAUGACUACGCUCACUAUGUGCGAUCCCCAUGA